GACUGGACUAUUUAAUUUUUUUUUUAGGUUUGAUUAGUAUAAACUGCAAAAGCUAAAGUUACAGCGGAACAUUAAGCAUCUUUUGGGCCUUGGCUUGACAUUUUUGUCAGUACCAUGGCAUCACCAUGUUGGCAGAAAAUGAAUAGAACAGAAAGUAUGACAGUAUGCAUUUAAAGAAAGACUGAGUGUUGUUGUCAGGAAAUGUUGACCAAUAAGUAACACCUCUUGCUGUGGUUUUUCUGAAAGACAAGACUGUUGGACAGAAAGCAUAAGAGAAAUGAAAAGUUGUUGGAUUAGUUCUGUCUGUGUGUUCACUUUAAGAUUUUCCUGUUGGUACAUAUCUCAUGGAGUAAGUGCAAUCUGCAAGAUAAAAAUCUAUGACACUUAAGGAAAUCUCAGAUGUAGUGAAAAGAUCAUUGUCUGCUAUAAACUUUGAAGUACCCACAAUUCAUCUUAGAGGACAAAAGGCUCCAUGCUGUACUUUUGAGAACAUGCAGUAAAAAAAAAAAAAGUUUUCUCUACAUUGCUCUCAGUGCGCAGAGCUGGGUUAACCACAGACACAAGAAGGUGCAGUGGUGAAACAUCAGCUGAAGGGUCUCACUUGAAAACUGAAAGUGCAUUAAAUGGCAGCAUGUGGAGGAGACAAAGGCAAAAGUAAUGCCGAGCCUACAUCAGUCACUUUAUUUCUAAAAUGCGUAAUAUCCCAAGCAGGAAACAUAUUGAGGAUGUAUUUCUGAAGUGCAUGUGAGCUUCCUUUUUUAGACCUGCUAGUUUUUGUUUUUUUUAACUUCUUGGGCAACAUUUUGUAUUGUGCAGAAAGGAAGAGUUUAAGGCAGAGGACAUUGCAACACAUGGAGAAGACUGUAGGUAGUGUGAAGAAAAGAAGGAGACCUACAUGAACUAACAAACUUACAAAGGACAUGGCGGUUCAUAGUUCAGUUAAUGGGACGACGGCCAUCCCAUGGAGGAGCAGCAGGAGGAGGCUUUCGCUCCUGGAGCAGCUGAAGGGCUGCCAGAAGGCCUGGUGCCCUGGAGCACCAUGGGAUAGAGAGGAGGCACACGCUACUAUCUGUGGGACGCCUGCUGGGAGUUUCCUGGUGCUGCGCGACUCUGAGACGUCUCAGCCUGGCCUACUAUGUGUGUCUACUGGGCAAGAAAAUGAAGCUGUUCUUGAUUAUAACAUCCAAUGCACAGGCAAAGUUUUCCACUUGUCUGAGUCCCGUUUGUCUUUCUCUGACUUGGCUCAGCUGGUGCUUUUCUACUCGCUUACCAGAGAUGUGUUGGCUGUUUGUUUAUCUAUUCCUCGCUGGAUCUACAGUGUAACUGAGAAGAACAAAGAUCGACUCUCUCAGCUUGAACCCAAAACUUGGCUCUGCACCCCUCCUGAACUACAGACCGAUGAAAUGACCCACAACGAGCCGAGGACCGUGAUGUGCUCCAUACAGUUGACUUCGACCAAUGGGGCUCUUUGUAUCAUAAAUCCCCUCUACCUUCGUGAACAUGGAGACGAUUGGCUGACGUCUGGAAGUCAGUUCAACACACAAACAACCAAGCACAGACAACAGAGACGCCUCAGCACCACCAGAAAAUGGGAAGGGGCAGGGGUUCUGUCCAAACGAGCCAUCUCAUUGGACCAGGAAUCUUCUACUGCCACCAGUGAGAACUCAGGAUUAGUUAGAGCCAGGUCAGCUGAUUCACCCCCAGCCUCAUCAGCUGUAACUUCCCCAGAAGGCGUGGUUCUCCGGAGGCCCAGCAGAGAUUCUGGUUUCUGUUCUAUGUACAGGGCGAGCACUGAAAGCCUGCCUCCAUUUACCCCUUCUACCCCUGGAGGCUUACCCAGCCCUGUGCCCCAGUCUCCUCACAGAGUGUCCUGGAUUGAGGAUGGAGUCUGGCUGCCCCCACCUAGGCCUUCAUCAUUGCUCCAGCCACCGUUAGCAGAGCUUGACUCUCUGUCAAUCAGCAGCAUAGAAGAAGAGCAGGAGACCCAGACCCCGAGCCCCACGCCCCAGCAUCCCACCGCCCACCGGCUGGCUGACAAAGUUAUGCAUCGCCUCUCAGCGGUGGGCCAGGCCCUAGGUGGACUAGUGUGUCAGAAGAAAAAAUUAAUCAAUCGGGUUCAGGAGAUGAGUGAGCGGAAAGGAGGAACGUUUGCAGAGCAUGUCAAAGGAUUCGUGGAAACAACGAUGAAGAAAGGGACCGACCCUGAUGGGGUCACAGGGUCUGAGUUCUUACAGGAAGUGAGAUCUUCUCUCACAUCAUUGAGGGAAACAUUACUGGAUUACCCAGAAAUCCAGAUAAUACUGGACAGCAUAACUGACUUAAAUGAUUCAGAGAUUGACUCCCUAGUGGAGAUUGCCCUUCACAAGGUGACUCUUAAACCCAUCUCUGCCCACCUCUACUCCUGCAUUCAUUUUUCUCACACCAAUGACGGUGGCUUCCAGCGACUCCAGAGCAAUCUGCACCUACUGGAGGAAAACGAGGUGCAUCAGCUUGGAGGGUCUUCCGGAGUUGGAGUCCCUGACUCUGACUCUUUAGAGAAAAUCCAGCAAAGGUGGACCAGUAUGCAUGAAGCCUACUCCCCAAACAAGAAGGUCCAGAUUCUUCUCAAAGUCUGCAAGACAAUCUACCAUAGCAUGAGUUCCAACUCAGCCAGCUCAGGCACGGUGUUUGGAGCAGAUGAUUUCCUACCUUGUCUGACGUGGGUUCUGCUCCGGAGCGAUGUGACCACCUUACAGCUUGACACAGACUAUAUGAUGGAGCUGCUGGAUCCCACACAACUACAGGGAGAAGGUGGCUACUACCUUACAACUCUGUACGCCUCCCUCUACUACAUCAGCAGCUUCAGGCCACGUUUGGCUGCCCGUCAGCUCAGCGUAGAAGCCCAGCAUUCUCUCAACCAAUGGCACCGCAGGCGAACUCUGCAUUGCAACCAGUCACGUCGCAGCAAACACCGCCGAACCAUUCGAAGGCAGACGGUGCAUGACAGAGGGGCACCAAACUCUGAGACAGAAGGUGUGAUUGAAGAGCAAAGUGGGAAAGGAAAUGAUUCUGAUGAUGUCAAGGAGUCACAACAGCAGCAGCAGCAGCAGCAACAGCAGAUGGAAAGCAAAGCAGAGAAACUGGAUCCACACAAUGAAGAUACUGCAGGAGGAGGAGAGGGUCAGUCACAAACAUCUACUCCAGACCAAGACUCCAAACCUCUGAUGCAGCAAGAGGUCAUACUGAACAGACAGGAAAGCAAGCAGACUCUAUGUUCAGCAGGAGACGAGGCCUGUGGGGAACUGUAAGGCACUCAUAAGGCAAAGAAGAGAAAGACAGGACCUAAGAUGAUGACACGAUAACUUGUGGAUGCUUAAAUCCUCCCCCUCCUGCAAAGUUUACUUUUCUUAACAGCACAAACAAAGCUGUUGAUCAGUCUCUCUGCAACAUUGGUGAUAGUUAACUAUGAAAAUGCAUGGUCUUCAUUAGACUCUUGUCUAAUUGUGUCAUCUUGGAGUCAUCAUGGUUUCAUUUGCAACAGUAAAAUAUCAGGUUGGUCCUGGUGUUUUGGCAGCUGAUGCUUACACCUGAAAGCUGACCACAUGAAUCCAUUAAAAGACAUGUAUAAUAGGAAUUAGAUGUUAUGAGAUGAGAAUUUGACAUAAUGGUUUUUUGUUUUUUUUUUGUAAGAUUAUUGCUGUAACUAGAGUGCUGAUUAAGUUUCUACUGAUGAAAAUUUAUGAUGUGCAAAUAUUGGUGGAAUUUGUCUUUAUUAUAAUAGUUAAAUGCAAUUAUACUACAAGUAUGACUU
This is a messenger RNA of Sphaeramia orbicularis (orbiculate cardinalfish), 3790 nucleotides long. RefSeq names its product Ras and Rab interactor-like (gene rinl). Gene Ontology annotation, cellular component: endocytic vesicle; cytosol. The transcript is spliced from 11 exons. The coding region runs from base 921 to 3287 and encodes 788 amino acids. The record is from RefSeq and is a predicted model, not a curated record. Lineage: Eukaryota; Metazoa; Chordata; Actinopteri; Kurtiformes; Apogonidae. Gene Ontology annotation, molecular function: small GTPase binding; guanyl-nucleotide exchange factor activity. Gene Ontology annotation, biological process: vesicle-mediated transport.